AUGCGUUUUUCAACUACCAUCCUCGCUGCUGGCUUGACAGCAACGACACUUGCAGCUCCGAUUGUGGAGAGAGAUGAUUCCAACGAUGAUUGUGGGUGGGUACCUACUCAUGUCGGCAACCCAGGUCAUGCUGUAAAUUCUACAUCCACAGUCUUGAAUCUCCCUUCCCCUCCCAUAAACCCAGGCGGACCCUUGAUUUCAAUCGAGACUCUAGCUCCCCAGCCAACGACUGUAAUCCCACAACCGUCAAGAAACACCAUGAUUUCAAUUUCAGUUCCAUCAGAAACAGCACCCUCUGAGGCAGUUGCCAACGUCUCCGCCGUAUUACCCACUGCCAAAUCCUCCGGGAAAUUCAAAUUCUUCGGUGUCAACGAAGCGGGCGCCGAGUUUGGGGAAACUGUCUUCCCAGGUAUCGCAGGGAAAACGUACCAAUGGCCCAGCACGGCUUCAAUAGGCACACUGAUGUCGAAAGGAAUGAACACCUUUCGGAUCCCAUUCUUACUUGAACGCAUGACAUCCGGAUCGCUGAACGCAAAACUAGACACUACAUAUCUCUCCGACCUGAAAAAAGUCGUUUCAUUCAUUACCGAGAAGGGCGGAUACGCCGUGAUUGAUGCUCACAACUAUGGUCGCUACCACGGAAACAUCAUCACCUCAACAGCAGACUUCAAGACCUUCUGGGGAAACCUCGCUAAGGAGUUUGCGGGGAAUGAGAAAACCAUCUUUGAUUGUAAUAACGAGUUUCACGAUAUGGAAAACUCGCUUGUUGCCCAGCUGGAUCAGGCUUGUAUUGAUGGUAUUCGUGGUGCUGGUGCGAGCAAACAAUAUAUCUUUGUGGAAGGAAAUGUAAGAUUACGUUCCUACCCUCCAAACCUUAUAUCUAUAUAAAAACAAAGCUGAUAUCAUCUAGGUCUGGACAAGCGCAGGCGGCUGGGUAAAAUCAGGAAACGGGGACUCCCUCAAAUCCCUCACCGACCCCUCUAACAAAAUCAUCUACGAAAUGCACCAGUACCUCGACCCCAACUCCGGCGGGAAAGUAGCCGAAUGCGCAUCCACCACCAUCGGUAAAGAUAGUAUAAUCAAAGCAACAGCCUGGCUCAAAGAGAACGGCAAGAAGGGAGUCAUCGGGGGGUACGCUGGUGGAGCGAAUUCUCAAUGUAAGCAGGCUGUGAUGGGGAUGCUGGAUGCUAUGGUUGCUGCUAAUGAUGUGUGGAUGGGGGCGCUCUGGUGGGGUGGUGGUGCGUUGUGGAAGGAUGAUUAUGUGUAUAAGCUUGAGCCGCCGAGUGGGCAGGUUUAUGAGGCUUAUAUUGAUUUGUUGGGGAAGUAUGCUUAG
Messenger RNA from Hymenoscyphus albidus, 1333 nucleotides. The record is from the annotation of a GenBank genome assembly. Lineage: Eukaryota; Fungi; Ascomycota; Leotiomycetes; Helotiales; Helotiaceae.